GUGGGGAGGAUGAUGUGGCUGGUGCAUAUGUGAGGUGAGUAUUCGCCUCAUCCCAUCCCGCCUUAUCCGCCUACGGGAGAAAAGGAGUUGUCCCUUGACCCAACCCCGGACUUUUUCGACGUCAUCGUAUGCAUGCAUGCAUGCGUGUGUGAGCUUUUUAUCGUCGUGAGCUGGGUGGGCUUGUGAUUGAAUCAUGAAGGGAAGCAGAAACAGGUUCAACUCUUUGUGUGUGUGUGUGUGUGACUUGGGUGAGUGAGGAAGUUAGUGAGUUAGGUAUAAGCGUUCAGCCACCUCCCUAGUUGGAGUAUUCUCGCUUGGAAAAGGAGCCUUAGAUCUACAUACACUACACUUCACUACACUGUGCUAGUUUGGUAUCAACAACAUCAUACCAUCAUCUGCGAUUUAUCCAAAUACCAGAACCGACAGAAAGAAACAAAGCUCAAAAUGGACCCCUCACAACUCAACCAAGUAAAACCCGACCAGGAGAAGCGAAACACGUACUACGAGUCCACGAUGCGGUGGGUGGAGGAUACGUAUUUGAAGUGGUUUGGGGAGAAUAGAACGAGUUAUGGGGUUAAAGAUACACUACGUCAAGGCGAAGUGACGGGGAAUAAGGACGUAGAUGGCGUUCAGCGAUCCGUGGGCGAGACGGUCGGGAAUCAGUUUGGGGAGGGCGGGUUGGGAGAGGGGGUUGGCAAGAUUGCUGAUAAGGGAUUGUUGAGUCGUUGAGUUUGUGUGUGUGGGGUUGGGAUAGAUACCAUUUUCUUUCUCUUCGGGUUUUGUGUUAUUUUGAGAUUUUGUGAAGGGAGAGAGUUGUAGAAUGGGAUGGGGGUAUUAAUGUUUGCUUGCUGGCUGCUAUCUGUCUAAUUACAAUUUGAUAUCCAUAAUCCAAGAAUUCAAGAUCGCUGUCUACAUC
Molecule: messenger RNA, 916 nt
Organism: Mollisia scopiformis
Lineage: Eukaryota; Fungi; Ascomycota; Leotiomycetes; Helotiales; Mollisiaceae
Exons: 2
Coding region: 445-729 (94 amino acids)
Source: RefSeq, a predicted model, not a curated record